This is a messenger RNA of Guyanagaster necrorhizus, 4438 nucleotides long. RefSeq lists its product as uncharacterized. Gene Ontology annotation, biological process: sister chromatid cohesion. Gene Ontology annotation, cellular component: cohesin complex; nucleus; chromatin. The record is from RefSeq and is a predicted model, not a curated record. Lineage: Eukaryota; Fungi; Basidiomycota; Agaricomycetes; Agaricales; Physalacriaceae. The transcript has 13 exons. Gene Ontology annotation, molecular function: chromatin binding. The coding region runs from base 45 to 4322 and encodes 1425 amino acids.
CUCCUGUUUACCCUGUUUACCGCGACCACGCGACGCGUUUUCCCAUGGAUUCCUCCCAGAAUGAGUCGCCUGCAGCCCCACGACGUUCUCAACGUGAUAGAAAACAGCCGAAACGCAUAGACACCAUCACGAACAUCGGCAAACGGAAACGCACAGCAGACAGCGAUGCUGAUGAGGACGCAGAGGCAGUAGAGGAGGAUGCGGCAGAGGAAUAUCAUGCACCGAAGCCAAAGCCAGCGCGAAAGGUGAUGAAACCUGCAGCAAAAAAACCGCGCACACAGAGGGGGCGCAAAAUUAAAGAUCCCGACGACGCGUUAUUCGACCCGGAGCAGCUUGCUAAGGACACGAAAAUUAACUCAGAUAACCCCCUGUAUAACGCAAUCAUGAACCCGUCGGCGGCCUUGCAGGGAACAGCAGAAGAUUUCCUCGAGUCUCUCCAGCAGCAACCUGGACCCGCGCUAGCCGAGCUAAUAAAUCUCAUUCUGCGGUCCUGUGGAUGCAACGACUCAGUUGAUGAGGAUCAGGCGGUAGACUAUGAUGGUGUCGUUGAUGCACUGGACCAUUUUACGGAGGGUCUCAAACAGGAAGCAUCACCUACCUACCCCUUGACCUCCAAGAAUCCAAUUUUUAAGAAGUUUCGUACACAUCUUUCCGAAUUCUUUGCUCGUUUAAUAUCAUCUGCUGCUGACCUCGGUGUGCUGUACACAUCGGAUCUGAUACCCACACUCCAGACUUGGGUUGUAGCUAUGAGCUCAUCCCAAAUACGGAGCUUCCGACACACAUCGACUGCCGUUGCCCUCGAUGUCGAGGCAGCACUCUGCGACGUUACGCGAGGCGUUGAAAAGGAGGUUGAGGUACUCGGCCGACAGAGAGAAGGCGAGAAGAAGCGCCGAGCAAAGGGAGGAGCCAGUGCAAAGGACAAGGAGCUUGAGGGGAAGCUGAAGGAAGUGAAGGGGAGAGCUGUCAAAUUGGACGAAUUCUUGAAAGAAUUCAUUGACGGCGUCUUCGUUCAUCGGUUUCGUGACCUUGAUCCCGUCAUACGAACAGAAUGCAUCACCUCCCUUGGCAUAUUCUUCAAGAAACAUCCGUCUCACUUCCUUUCGACCUCUUACCUCCGAUAUGUUGGAUGGGUACUUUCGGAUUCCGCUACGCACGCUCGUCUAGCCGCUGUCAAGGCCCUACAAAUAGUCUACUCAUCAUCAGUCGCUGAUGGUGUUCUCACCUCUCUUAACCAUUUUACGGAACGGUUUAAACCCCGUCUCGUCGAAAUGGCCGAAGCCGACGUGGACGUGGGUGUUCGUGUGGGUGUGCUUAACGUCCUUGAGGAAAUCGAAAAGAGUGGUAUGCUCGAGGAGGAAGAGCGAGAGCGACUAGGUGGACUUGUCUUUUGUGAGGAACCGCGGGUACGCAAAGCUGUUUCAGGGUUUGUACGUGGUGUUUGGGAAGAGUGGGUGGAGCAGCGUGACGUUGAGAUGGGCGGCAAGAGUAAAGAUGACAAGGAACGGAUAGGAAUGAAGGGUAUCGCGGCUUUACUGGUGAAAUGGGGUGAAGCUCUGGAUAAGGUUCUGGGUGAUGAUGAAGAUGAAGAUGAAGAUGAGACAGAAGCGAAGCGCACGAGGACGAGACCUGAAAUUGCAGCACUUUCUACGGGAAGACAUAAGUCCGGGGGUGGGAAUCGCACGGCUUUAGCAGCGGAAGCUUUGUGGGAUGAACUGGACCCUGUUACUGAUUGGUCAGGAAUACUCGAUAUGUUACUGCUUGAUCAUUCUGCGUCUACAGAUCAAGGCCCCUCUUCCAAUGGGCGUAGCAAGAAGGGAAAGAAGGGUAGAAAACCAGCAAAAAGUAAAGGCACGACCUCACAGGACGCGGAUGAUGACGAUGAAACCGAGUCUGUGUAUGUUGAUGAAUCUUGGAGACUGGAGGAAGUCGAAGAAGGCGUCUUGCUUGAGCUUUUGGUCGCUUCCUUGGCAAAGACUAAGAAGGAAGCGGUCGGAGGUAAGAAGGGCGAGGAAGACGCUGUUGCCAACGAGAUCACUCGUGCUUUGAUGAAAGGUCUCCCGCGCCUUUUCAUGAAGUAUCAGACAGACGAGAAUCGGAUUAAGGAUGUCCUGGUCCUACCUACUGUUAUGAACUUGGAUCUGUAUCUUGAAAUGCGAGCGAUCAGUGAUUACUCAAAUCUAUGGGACGACGUCCUCAAACAAUUCCUCACGCAUGCGUCUCCUGCUAUUCUAGCGCUUGCAAUAAAUACCAUCACAUAUCUCCUGUCUGCCACAUCUCUCUCCAAUACUAACAGUACGAAAAUUCUCGAGCUGGAAGACGAGCUCUCGUCGGUCCUUCGGGCGGCCCUUGCGGGUCGUGAAGAGAUCGAAGUAGCAUCAUUCAACGAAGACGAGGCCUUGUCCCUUGGGUCCACAUGUAUGCGGUUGAGGAUACUUGCAGGAACAAGAGACAUGACUGGGUGGAUCGAAGAUGACGAGGGAGGUAAGCAGAGUAAGGUGUGGGAUCUUUUGAACGCCAUAGCAGAGCGGGGACGACUGGGGUAUAAGGAAGAAGAAAUGAUGAUCGAGCAGGUGCUGCAUUUAUUGACGUUGCAUAUCAUCUGGAAAGGAAAGGCACUUACCACAGAUCCUUCGCCUUCCACUGAGGAGGUUCGACAUGCAGAGAACCUGGUGCUUCAGCGGGAGGUUUUGCUGGAAAAAUUAAUGGAGUAUUCGAUUGGUACUGACUCAAAUACGGUGGAAGGAGUGCAGAGGACUGCAUUCAAGAAUCUCUUGGACCUCCAUGUUCUAUUCUCGGCGACACAAACUGUUGCCGCGGAUGGAUCGCAAUUAUCGACAGCGACUGUCGCGCUGACCAUGGAUGACGAAGCCCAGUAUAGAUGUGCGGGAUAUGUGCAAGCUGAGAUCGAGAGAUACGCAGAAAUUGCUCAAGGAGCUGAGGAGGAGGAUAAGAGUGAUGAUGGCAGCGAUGUCGACUCAGGCGACGACAACGAGGUUGCUAAGAAGGCCAAAAUGAAGGGGAAGGGAAAGGCGAAAUCGGUGGUGACAGACAAGGAAGACGAAGACGUUAAUUCUCGAGCCCGGCUUGAAGAGGAAUAUGUAUUCAUUGAUGUGAUGUCUACCUUCUUGCGAGCAAUACGGGCAGGUGCAAUUCAUGUUCGCCAUGGAGCCAGUCUUCUAGCGCACUAUGGCCGUUUGGGACCUACAUUUGACCUUUGCACCAAAGUCAUUGUAGAGGUUCUACGGGAAGCAGGCAUGUUUAAUGAUGAUGGUGACAUUGUAGCUUUGGUUAUCACGCAAGCUCUGCAAGAGGCAUUUACGCUUAUUUUGGAUUCCGUUGUGCGAGACGAGACUAACGCUGUUCAGCUUGCGAAACAGCUGGCGUCUUGUUUUGUUAUUCGAGGGAUUCAGCUUUCUAUCAUCCGCCGACUUGACAGCGAAUACAUAGUACAGAUUCAUACAAAUCUGAUCUCGUGGUUGGGCAAGCGGCUGUCGACCUACCAGAGCAACAACAACAAAAAGUCUUUGAAACGGACGAUACUGUGCUUCCGCGUGUUGACACAAAUGCUCAGUGUCAUACAAAGCCGGGAAGCUUUGCAAAUUAAAGCUCAUAUGGAUCAGGUCUUAGCUGAGGCCAAGGUGGAGGUUUCUCCGACAUCGUCCGUCUGGGAACCUCAACGUGGGUAUGAAAGAAGGCUGACAUCAAAGGAUAAAGAGAAAGUGCCUGGAACAAAAACUCGGAAAGCCGCUGGCAAAGGAAAGGCAAAGGGUUCAGCAGCGAUGGUUACUACUGACGAGGAGAGCGAAGUGGAACAUCUUGUUGACGCUGCUCGUAACGCGGAGCAGGACAGAGCACCUGUAGCACCUCGAAUGCGGAAACGACCGCAACGUGCAACCGCGUCUCGUGCACGCGCGCGUGCAGCUGAGCAACAAAGUGACCACGACGGUGACGACACUGCUGAGGAAAACAUCGUGACAUCGAAAUCCCGACCGCGACCACGGCCGACAUACAAAUCAAAAAACAAAUCUCCCGCCAAGAAAGCGGCGGCGACUGUUGAUACAGAUAAGGAUGAUACUGCGACGGAGAGGCCUGUUGCCCCAAGACCAGGGGACCAAACCCCUCCACAAUCACCUUUGACACCAGCUGGAUCUGAUCUGGACGAUGUCGUUCCUGUGUCGCGAAAGAGAGCACGGACGAGUGAGGAUGAGGAACAGGUAGCUGCAGAGGCGGAGGCGACUGCUGGGUCUGCAACAGAGGGAGGCGAUGAUGAAGCUGAAGGCUCUGGUUACAUCCAAGUGCGGAGGAAGCGAGCUCGUCAUUGACGAACGGACUGUUUUUUAUGAUUUAUAUUUAAUUUCCUGCGUUUGCUAUCCUCGCUGCUGCCAAUGUACACAUUAUAUUUGUAUUCGAGUGUAAUAUUACUAGAUGAAGCUCGUGA